AUGGCAGAAAUCGAAAGCAUUGAAGUUAUAGAAGAAGAAACCUCACCAAUAGAGCAAGUACGUUUAACAGUAUCCAACACAGAUGAUCCAAACUUACCAGUAUGGACCUUCAGAAUGUGGUUCCUAGGUGUAAUCUCAUGUGUACUAUUAUCUUUCCUUAACACAUACUUUAAUUAUCAAGAUGAACCCUUGAUCAUCACCAUGAUCACUGUUCAAGUUGCGACACUUCCUAUCGGAAGAUUGAUGGAGCGUGUGCUUCCUACUACUAAGUAUAAGUUGGGAUCAUGGGAGUUUUGUUUGAAUCCUGGACCUUUUAAUGUGAAAGAACAUGUUUUGAUUUCUAUGUUUGCUAAUGCUGGUUCUGCUUUUGGAAGUGGAACCGCUUAUGCUAUUAGUAUUGUUGAUAUUAUCAAGGUUUUUUAUAUGAGGAAGAUCUCUUUUCUUGCUAGUUGGAUCCUUGUUAUCACUACUCAGGUACUUGGGUACGGUUGGGCUGGAAUACUAAGAAAAUAUGUGGUUGAUCCAGCUGAAAUGUGGUGGCCAAGCUCUCUUGUUCAAGUUUCACUUUUCAGGGCACUACACGAGAAGCAAGAUAGGAAAACAGAUAGAACCCUUACAAAAGGCCAAUUCUUUGCAAUAGCACUAGUAUGCAGUUUCUGCUGGCAAGUAGUCCCAAGUUACCUCUUCCCAACAAUAUCAAAUCUUGCAAUAAUAUGUUUAGCUUUUCCAAAAUCAAUCCUAGCCCACCAAAUUGGUUCAGGGCUACAAGGACUUGGCAUUGGUGCAUUUUCCUUUGACUGGAACGUCGUGGCCGCCUUCAACUUAAGCCCUCUUGUCACUCCAUUUUUCGCCAUUGCUAACAUAGCAGUUGGUUAUGCUCUAAUGAUGUACCUUGUUAUUCCAAUAUCAUAUUGGGGGUUAAAUUUGUAUAAUGCCAAGACUUUUCCCUUUUUCUCCUCCCAUUUGUUUACUCCUGCUGGGAAGAGGUAUGAUGUUAGAGCCAUUGUGAAUAAGAAGUUUGAACUGGAUUUGCCUGCUUACGCUAAGCAAGGACGCGUUAACUUGAGUAUGUUCUUCGCGCUUACUUAUGGCUUUGGAUUCGCAGCUGUUGUGGCUACCCUAACUCAUGUUGCCUUGUUCCAUGGCAAAGACAUAUAUAGGCAAUUUCGAGCAUUAUCAAGCCGCGAGGUAGACAUACACACCAGGUUAAUGAGGAAAUACAGGGACAUUCCUAACUGGUGGUUUUACAUACUACUAAUAGUGUCACUUGCUCUUUCUUUGGUGCUUUGCAUCUUCAUGAAAGAUCAAAUCCAAAUGCCAUGGUGGGCCCUGAUCUUUGCUGCAGGCCUUGCUUUGUCGUUCACCCUUCCAGUUAGUAUUAUAACUGCUACCACUAAUCAGACACCAGGGCUAAAUGUCAUCACAGAGUAUAUAAUGGGUUUGAUUCUACCAGGAAAACCUAUUGCUAAUGUAUGCUUCAAAACCUAUGGUUAUAUCAGUAUGGCACAGGCCGUAUCUUUCCUUAACGAUUUCAAGCUUGGCCAUUACAUGAAGGUCCCUCCGCGAUCAAUGUUCUUGGUUCAGUUGAUUGGAACCAUCAUAGCAGGAACAACCAACUUAAUGGCAGCAUGGUAUUUUUUAAACACUGUCCAAAACAUAUGCCAAGACCAACUCCUCCCUCCAGGAAGCACUUGGACAUGUCCAAACGACAACGUUUUCUUCGAUGCAUCUGUGAUCUGGGGUUUGAUCGGACCAAGAAGGAUGUUUGGACCCUUAGGAAAUUAUGGGAGCAUAAAUUGGUUCUUCCUAGGAGGCGCGAUUGGCCCUCUACUAGUAUGGUCAUUACAUAAAGCAUUCCCUAAGUAUAAGUGGAUUCCGCUCAUCAACUUGCCAGUGCUCCUUGGCGCCACAGGCAACAUGCCCCCUUCUUCAUCUAUCAACUUCACCAGUUGGAUUUUUAUUGGUUUUAUCUUCAACUACUUGGUUUUGCGUUACCGGAAGAAUUGGUGGCAGAAGUACAACUAUAUUCUCUCUGCAGCCUUGGAUGCUGGUGUGGCUUUUAUAACUGUGCUCCUAUAUUUUGCACUUGGAAGUGAUAGAGGUAUUUCAUGGUGGGGUGGUUCUGGUUCUGAAUAUUGUGACCUUGCUACUUGUCCUACUGCUAAAGGUAUUGUUGCUGAUGGGUGCCCUGUAUUUUAAUGUUCAUAUUGUGGAGAUAAAUUCAUAUUGCACUCUUGCUUUGUAGUAACUUUUGUAGAAAGAUAAGAUUUCUUUGGGUUUUAUUGUUGACUUUCAUAGUUACUAAUGGAAGAUAUAUCAAGGUACAAAAGAUUAUACUUCCUCUGUUCGAAGAUAUAAUCCUUUCCUUCAGAAAUAUUGCACCGUUUCAUGCUUUCACAUUUGCUGAUGCGUGGUUUCAAACGUUAAUAUCUUCAAUUAUU
This is a messenger RNA of Beta vulgaris subsp. vulgaris (sugar beet), 2441 nucleotides long. Its product is annotated as oligopeptide transporter 2. Gene Ontology annotation, molecular function: oligopeptide transmembrane transporter activity. Gene Ontology annotation, biological process: transmembrane transport. The transcript has 6 exons. The record is from RefSeq and is a predicted model, not a curated record. The coding region runs from base 1 to 2199 and encodes 732 amino acids. NCBI's taxonomy places the organism in Eukaryota, Viridiplantae, Streptophyta, Magnoliopsida, Caryophyllales, Amaranthaceae.